Acomys russatus (golden spiny mouse) is the source of this 738-nucleotide messenger RNA. It is a transcript of the gene Calcoco2, whose product is annotated as calcium binding and coiled-coil domain 2. The record is from RefSeq and is a predicted model, not a curated record. NCBI's taxonomy places the organism in Eukaryota, Metazoa, Chordata, Mammalia, Rodentia, Muridae. Gene Ontology annotation, cellular component: PML body; autophagosome. Gene Ontology annotation, biological process: xenophagy; positive regulation of autophagosome maturation.
AUGGACAAUACAAUAGAUGACCCUCCAUAAUGGCUACUAGAUCAUUGUCAUUUCUCUCAAGCCAUUUUUAACAGGGUGGAGAACGUCUGUGUCCCUGGAGAGGAUAUCACAUACUAUUGUACCUUUACCGAACAUUGGACCCCCUUUCAAAAGGAUUGGAUUGGCAUCUUCAGAGUGUGGGAGAUGACCUAGGAUUAUUAUCCCUUCCUUAGUAUUGCUUUACCCACUGUCCUCACAGCUGAACAGCAGGAAGUCCUAUGUAAAGCUUCUUAUCUGCCCAAGGAUGAUGAGUAUUAGCAGUCUCGCUAUGUGGGUUAAGAUGAUGUGGUCCGGCGAGAAAGUAUCCCUUUCCAGUUCUGUCUAGAAAGUGAAAGAGGCUUCAUGGUCCUUACCACUAAGGGAAAGGUGGGCGAGAUCUGGCAACACAAGGAGCUUUGCUGAGAAAGCCAGGAUCUGAAAGAUAGCCAUGCCAGCCUCCGGCAGAACUCAAACAUGUAGGCUGAGCUGCAAGGCAAGCAAGAGGAGUUAGAAGCUGAGAAGCAACUGUAAGUCAUCAGGACAGUGGGAAAGCAGAAGGGCUGCUGGGAGACUGAGCUUCAGCAACAUAGCCAGAAUAUAACCUCAGAAAGUGAAAAGAUGGAGGUCAGCGUGCAUCAGCUUCAGACUGAACUGUCAACUCGAGAGAAAGAAACGGAGGGGCUUGUUCUGGGAGUUCAAGAUAAGACAGGGCAGUUGUAG